AUGGACGUCACAACGGCAUCCACCAGCUCGACGACCGACACCGUCUCACCCCUCCAGGUAGGCGUCUUCUACCGCCACGCCUCCCGUCGUCUGCACUACUUCCCCGCGCUGGCAUCGGUCUCGUGGUUCGGCACGCUGACGGCCCUGCUGGUGCGCUGGCUCUGGCUCGGCCGUCCGCGCUACCCGGGGCAGGCGAAUCCGACCGUGCCCUUCAUCAGCGACAUUGCCGCCUUCCAGUUCAAACCCGUCUUCGUCGUCGGGUGUUCCGUGACGGCCGUAUGCUUCGUCGGCACCGUCUACGCCGUGCACCACGUCCGAUACGCCCCCAGCUUCUACGGGCUCGUCGACGAUGCGCCUUGGCGGAAGACCCUGAGCGGGGUGGCCACGGUGUCUGGUCUCGCGGCGGGGACGUGCCUGCUCCUCCUGAGCGUGUUCGAUACCUUUGAAGAACAUCAGAAGCAUCUCUGGCUUCUUGCCGGCACCUUUGGCGGUCUGGCCGUCAGCUCAGUUGCCACCGAGGCGGUUUGGUGGGACGAGACGUGGCGCGCUGCAAGGUUCCCUGGUCUGAGGAAGUGGUGCAUUGCUAAUAAUAUCCUCGUCGCCUGCAUCGCCGGCGUCGGCAUGGCCUUUCUCGUAUUCCUCCUUACCGAUUACAACGGACGCGCUGGACUGCUCGAGUGGACGCUCACCUACCUCGGUUCCAUCUGGCUCGGCACGUUUACCGGAUACAUACAGUUUCGCGAGCGAGGAGGCGUGGCCACGGCCGGGCAGGAUGUCGACGCUGAACGGCAGCCUCUGCUGGUGGCCGACGAUGGCGGGGGUUGA
Geosmithia morbida is the source of this 825-nucleotide messenger RNA. RefSeq lists its product as uncharacterized. The record is from RefSeq and is a predicted model, not a curated record. Bases 1 to 825 code for a protein of 274 amino acids. Lineage: Eukaryota; Fungi; Ascomycota; Sordariomycetes; Hypocreales; Bionectriaceae. The transcript is spliced from 2 exons.